GGCAGCUCCAUUACAUCUGUCUCAUGGGCUCCUAGGAGCGAGCUCCUCACAAUGGGCUCUGACAACAGCACUGUACAAAUGUGGAACAUUAAGACCGGGCAGCUUAUCCAGAAGUGGCAGACCUACAAUAACAAUGUCUGGUCCGUCGCCUUUUUGCCCAGUGGCACCCAGAUCGCAUCGGCCUCUGGCAACAGGCUCAUC
Molecule: messenger RNA, 201 nt
Organism: Phanerochaete carnosa HHB-10118-sp
Lineage: Eukaryota; Fungi; Basidiomycota; Agaricomycetes; Polyporales; Phanerochaetaceae
Exons: 1
Molecular function (GO): protein binding
Source: RefSeq, a predicted model, not a curated record